Messenger RNA from Sphaeramia orbicularis (orbiculate cardinalfish), 1940 nucleotides. RefSeq names its product BRF2 general transcription factor IIIB subunit (gene brf2). The record is from RefSeq and is a predicted model, not a curated record. Gene Ontology annotation, biological process: transcription preinitiation complex assembly; DNA-templated transcription initiation. NCBI's taxonomy places the organism in Eukaryota, Metazoa, Chordata, Actinopteri, Kurtiformes, Apogonidae. Gene Ontology annotation, molecular function: TBP-class protein binding. Gene Ontology annotation, cellular component: nucleus; transcription preinitiation complex. The coding region runs from base 192 to 1538 and encodes 448 amino acids. The transcript is spliced from 4 exons.
GGAGUUUUGGCUCUAGUUUAGUCCAUCUAACCCUGUCUAGUUUAGUCUAUUUUACUGAGUCGGUGGUCUAUAUUUCCUGUAAAAUGUAGGCGUCAGUCCGUCAGUAUUUGACUGGUGUUGACACUAUAGGGGCAGUUGUCGCUGUAUUCGGUUGGUUUUCGCUUUGUUUUCGGUGUGUUUUCGGUCUGGACAUGUCCAGUGCGGGUAUAAAGUGUCCAUCCUGUGGGUCCUCAAACGUCGUGGAUGAUGUGGUGUACUGUCAGCCUCAGACCGUGUGCGUGGACUGUGGGUCCGUGGUGUCCGAGGGGGUUCUGUGUACGUCCGACAGACACGUGGGGUGUUCAGAUGUCAGCUACAGCCGAUCUGCAGCCCCAGAUAAGACGCCAUGCGUGAAUCUGGUAAAAGGUCUGCAGAGAGUGAGGACCCUAUGUCUUAUUCUCCGUGUCCGGGGUGACAUUGAAGAUCUGUCACAGACCUAUUUCAACCAAGUGUAUCAACACAAAACCUUCAUCAACGUGAGCCUUCAGAAGAAAGAAAUUCUUGCUGGUUGCUCUGUGCUCAUAAGCUGCAGACUGCUCAACUGGCCCAUUACCAUGGGAACCAUCACCUAUCUGCUGGAUGCUGAUCCAACGAUGGUGGGACCUGUUUAUAAAGAGAUGAUCAAAAUUCUCAACAUCCAGAGUCCAGUCUUCAACUUCACUGAUGUAAUGGAAUCUCAUAGUCAGGAGUACAAACUCAACUCUCCACAUGUUCCUGAAGAGUAUCAUGAGAACUCCAGGGAUCUGUCCAAACGUGCCGUGGACCUGGCGGAACUCGCCGCAGACUCCUGGAUUGUGACAGGUCGUAAGCCCCUUCCUAUAAUGAUGGCAGCCAUAUACUUGGCCUGGCAAUCCUUAAAACCCACAAGGACUCGCCUCAAAAUUUCUCUGGACAAAUUUUGUCACAUUGCUAAAGUGAAUAAACACAAACCAGCUGUGAAGAGAAUAAGUGAGAUAAAGGAGGUGUUGUGCAAGCUAGGAAAAGAGAUUCCAUGGGUCAGGGAGGCAGUGACUGCAGAUAAUGUUCUGCACCAUGUGGAGGACAUCUUAAAGUACAGGUAUGUCUUGUUAAAGAGGGCACUGAGGAGCCAUGAGGAGGCUCUGCAGGCCGAGGUUCAGGACAGUGGUGGGGAGCCACUGAACACAGGAACUGCACCGGAUUCUGUUGAUCUGCCCGGUGUUUCCAAUCAGGAGGUUUCUGUGGCCAAAACAGCGCAAGACAAUGGAGAUAACAAGUCGGUGUUUGAGCUGGACAGUAACAAAGGAACCCAGGAUGGUCGUGACCCGGAACCCAACUGGGGGAAGAGGGUCCUGUUUUCUCCUCCAUGUGUAAGUAAUGCGAAGAAAAUGAAAGUCGACGUAGGAGAGUUUAAGGACGUAACAGGUGACGAGGAAAUCUCAGACAGUGAAAUUGAUUCGUACAUCCGUACUCCUUUGGAAACUCAAAACUUGGCUCUGGCACAUAAGCAUUUUUCUUCGUUAAAGAAUGAGAAGUCCUAAGUCAUUCUUCCAGUACAGACCAGUGUCUAGUUUUUUGUUAAAUUACUUCUGAAGACUAAAAAUAUUAAAUAAAUGCAAUUUCUGUAACAGAAAUGCUCAUAAGGAGGAGGUGUGUGUUAAAUGUAUCGAAGAUCAACACUUAACUCAAAUGAGCAGAUUGUGUUUGAAGGUACCUAUACUGUUAUUUCUGUUUGUGUAACAGGUCAUAAUGUUCAAUGGAAAUGGCCUGUAAAGUCCUUUCUGUGUAAAGGACCCAACUGAAUAGGGCCAUGUUCACAAGUUCUGAGUCUUUCGAUGCUAUAAUGACUUCAUGGUACCUGUGUUUGUACUUACCCAUGGUUUAGUUUUGAAAUUGUAAUAAAGUGAAUAAAGUUGCUUUAUGUGAUGAGCUGUGACAACCAC